Messenger RNA from Striga asiatica, 2177 nucleotides. Lineage: Eukaryota; Viridiplantae; Streptophyta; Magnoliopsida; Lamiales; Orobanchaceae. The record is from the annotation of a GenBank genome assembly.
ACGAAAUCUUAAAUUUAAUUGAAAAAAUACUUUAUUCAUUUAUUUGAACACAAAUAGAAGGGUCGCGAGAACUGAGAAAAAUGUGUACUCUUCUAUGGCUGCUAUUUGUUCUGAUAAAAUAUUUUUAAAACCACAUUUCUGUAUUGAAUUAGUGAUCGAGCAAUAGAAGCAAGUCAUCCCAAUUCGAAAAACGGAAACUUGAAUCAGUUGGCAAUUUAGGGUAAUAAUGGCGGCGAUAAGAGUCACAACCAGUACGGUUAUGGUUGCGCGAUCAAUUUUCCGGCCAAGGCUUCUUCCACCAACCUUUUCUCUCCGGGUAUUGCCGGUGACUGGCUUUAGAAAGAUUUCCUUACGAGCUCCGGCCGGAUUUUGUGCUGUAAGGUGCUCCUCAACGAAGUCCGGCGCUGGAGCCGGCGAGAAGAAGUCUCCGGCGCGGCUGGCUGAGGUCCAGCGGCUUAUGAACAAAGCCAAGGAGCAGUAUAAAGACGCAGGAGGUGGCGCGGAGCCCAUCCCUCAAAUAAGACUAGAUUAUGUGACCGUAAGUUAUGCUAGGAGCGGUGGGCCAGGGGGACAAAAUGUCAAUAAAGUAAACACCAAGGUUGAUAUGCGGUUUAAUGUAAAAAAUGCGCAUUGGUUGAGUGAAAGGGUGAGGGAGAAGAUAAUGCAAAUGGAGAAGAACCGGAUCAAUAAAGAUGGGGAGCUUGUGAUAUCUUCCACAAAGACUAGAACUCAGAACAAUUAUUUACAUAGUACUGUUUUUAGGGGCAACACUGAAGAUGCUUUGGCGAAAAUACAGGCUAUCAUCGAUGCUGCUUCCUAUGUGCCGCCGCCACCUUCAGAAGAGACAUUGAAAAAGAUUGCCAAACUGUCUGCUGCUGGGGAACAGAAAAGGCUGGAUAAGAAGAAAGCCCUGUCACAAAAGAAAGCACAAAGAAGAAGCCGUGACAGCUGGGACUGAUGUGUGGGCGUAUAAAAGCAUAGGCUGUUAAUAGUGAUUACUUUCCCGUGAUUGAGCCAUAAAGUGAUUUCGAGAGUGAAUCAAACUAACUUCGCCAGAACCGCUUAAGAAAGAAGAACCACUUUACCAUUCGGAGGAAGCAUACAAUUUACAAUAUAAUAGACUGGUGGCUCGUUAUUUAUGUGGCUAGAGAGCCUACAUUUUUUUGUUAGGUUUCUGAAGGUUUGGGCUUUCUUUUUAUUUAUUUUCACGAAAACUGACCCUACGUUUCAAAGAAACUGUUCUUCAUCUAGAGUGCAAUGGGCAAUAGCUAUUUUCACCUGUCAAAUCGUAAUUGUCUUGUUUGUGCUAUGCAUGCUGGUUGUUGCUGCUUUAUUUGAGUCCAGUACUUUGUGUUCAAGUUUGAGCUCGUGCUCAUUCAAUAAACGAGCCAACUGUCUCAUUUAGUUGUUCGAGUUCAGUUCAAACUGAAUUUUUUUUCUUUGGAUAGUUUCAAUCCUUGAUAAACUGCAGAUCGAGAUUCAAACUUUGAAUCUCUCAACUUUCCUAAAAACACUAUUUCUUCUACCUCCAUCACUUCCAAGACUAUUUUACUAUACAAACUAUACACAUACUACAAUAUAAAGGAAAAAAAAAACCCAAAAAAAUCUCAGCAUUUCCUGAACACAAACUCCUCUCCCGACCGCUGGUCAACAUGUUUGACCCAUCUGCUCUUCCUCUUCUCCCCACUACCACCCGUGGCCCCAACGUGCGCAAUAUCCAAACCUUUCCCGACUGGCAAAAAAACCGACCUCACGAUCCUCCUCCUCAUCUCCCCACCAAUCGCCUCCCGCCACCUGGACUCCGAGUCUGCCCGCCAGCUGGCGUUCUUGCACACGAGCACUGCCCCUCUCUCACACAACCUAGCAGCCCGCAAAAUCCCCGCAAGGUCGUCCCGCGCGCAGUCCGCCACCAAGAAGUCGAUCCCUUCCAAUUCUCCCACGGCACUUUCCGUGGGGCCCACCACCACUUCGCCAGCUGGCAGCCCGUGGCCUCUCAUGGACUCCGCAUAUGCUGACCUGGACGCCUCGUCAUUGACUAAGCAAACGUGUUUUGCGCCCGUGUGGGCUGCAGCAACUUUAAGCCCGAUGCUGGUUGCCAUGGGCCUGCCUCGGGCCCACGUCUCGACUAUUAGCCGGGCAUUCCACCCAGCGGCCAUGGCUGAAACGAGCUCGGCUAC